CCUCGUUUCUGACCCCCCUUUGGUUGGUCUUUUAGAAAACGCACCUGCAACCCUUUACAGAGAGCUGACACUUAUAUAUAUUGUGGUGAACACAAAUGUACUGGUAUCCCCGUGGCGAUGCAAGGUUCUGCCUGUGGAUGGCCAGGCAAAAACAGCUGUCGAGACCUUCCCCCACCCCACCAACACUGAGAUACGCUCUAUCAAUACCCCCGAGUCUGCCUUUAUACUUCCAAUGUCGAGAAAAAAACUUGGCGGCAAGCAGACCGCUUCCGCCAUCUCGCCGGGUGACAAUAACAGUCGCAGAGGCCGUCUUUCUGCCCUAUUUGGUCGCGGGCCUGAUGAUUCUGAGGAUACCUCUCGGUACUCGGCAGCCUUGGGCAAGAAGGUAGAACCCAUCAAGAAUGGCUUCACCAAUUCAACUGAGCAAGAGUUUCAGAAUAAGAAGUUUGCCAAUACUUACAUGGACGACCACAUCAAUGAGGUGGCUCGAGAUCUGAACUCUGCUGUGGUCGACGUCACCCAGAAAGUCAUUCCGAGUUUUUUGAUCCCGAGUCGGGCUGCAAAGUCGCCCAUUCAUCGUCACAAGAGAGCCUCGAGCUCCUUCAAAAUUGUGGACAAAAAUACUGCAGAUGCCGUUCUUCUUCCGGCUAUGCCCUAUACCCCAUCGUCUGAUGAGAAUCGCGACUGCACUUACAACGAGAACCAUGCCGGUGCAAAAGGCAAUGCGCACGCGGGUCUUUUCAGCCAGCCGCCCAUGGUAAAUCAAAAGGCAUCCGAGGAAGUUCAACUCCUGGCCUCGACCACUUACAACAAGAAUACCCACCUGCUGCCGUCGACCAACUACAUCUCACCAGAGGCCAUGUGCAGCAUUCCAGAGGCCUCACGAAACAGCGCCUUGUUGACUGAGAAAUCUUCUCCUCUGUCUUCCACCCCUCGUAUUGAGUCUGAGCUCAUUUUUAAGACCCCCCAAACUGAUAUAGUACCUGCUGAAGGAAACCAUUCCCCGUCUUCGACCUCUCUCGUCGCUUCCACUCCCUUACAUGGUGUACCCAAAGUUACUACCUCUGACACAAUUCCAUCUGACAAGAAAGUCCGCUUUGUUAUUGCUCCGUUUAGCAAAGCCGCCAGGGCUGAAAGCAGCGGAGACUCAAAUGACGCCAACCAGACCUUUGAACCGGACGUUGAUGAUGCGAAAGUGGCACCCGAGUCCAUCUUAUCUCCCGUCAUCUGGAACAAAAGAUCCGAGCCCAAAAUUUGGCUCAAGGAUGGCAAGCCUACACUCUUCAAGCCUAAGAGGGAGCCUGAUUACUACACCAACCCUCUCUGGUCUCACCAGUAUCCCGAAAUAUUCUCCAACGAAGGUCGUGUGGACUCCCAAGCCGCAGCUUACGCUGAGAGUACUACCUCUACAGAUGGCAGUCAGUACCACAAGACUUCUGCUUCCAGUUCGAACGUCAAUUUCCAUAUGGGUAACACCUUCCCCACGAACACCGAGUCCAACACAGACAUGAGCUUCGACGCGAGUACCUCGACCCGUCUCGCUACGUCCACGGUGACACCCGGAGGCUCGAACACAUUGCCAACUCCUGCCAGUCAUACAUUUGUCGGCCAAGAAUUUCCUGAGGGCACCAAUACUUCGCCCGACUUCGCUCUAACUCCUCGCUACAGAAGCCAGGUCAAGAUUGAGGUUGGCGGUCGUCGCUUCGUCACCACCUUUGAAGUACUUGAGAAGAGCCCCUGGUUCAAAAGUUUAUUCUCUAUUGAUUUCCGCAACUGGUAUCGUGACGGUGUUUUUCACAUUGACAACGACGGUGAUCUUUUCGUCCAUAUUCUUCGAUACUUGCGAACGGACCUUUAUCCCCUCUUCUGGGAUUCGCGCAAUGGCUUCGACUACCCCAUGUACGCGAUGAUCAAGCAGCAGGCACACCAUUACAUGCUCCACGAUCUUGAGGUGUGGAUCGUGGCCCAGAAGUUUCACGACGUUGUGGAGACACAAGUGAUUCAUCAGAAGGUGCUCAUCCCUCAUAAUCAGGAGUGGAUUCACGAGCAGCGCCUGAUGGGCAAUCACUCUUACGUGAUCUCCGGCGUCGCCGAUCACGCGAACCCUAGCAGCCAUUUGGCAAAUGGUAUCGAUGCACUGAGUGCUGGCAUCGGCAGCGCCGUUGUACUGUUCACUACUGAGAGGAUAGUCAAGGUCGAUAUGGACCAGUUGCGCCGAGUCUGAUUCGCAGGCUGCGUUGGCCAUUUUUCUUUUGCGUUUGACUCACCUAGGAUUGCGCAUAUCUUCAGGUAAAGAUAUGAUCCUUGGGUUUCCCAUGAGAACUUCUGUCUUCAGAAAUCCGCAAGGGUGAGGGACAAAUGCGACCCCAGGUUUGCUGACGAGGACUACGUUUUCAGGCUUUGAGUAGUUGGCAUGGUGAGGGGUGGGCGCGACCUGGGUCUUUCCAUCAUGAUUCUCGCUUUAUGAAUCUGAAGACCUGGACACGUGGGCCGGUUCUACUUGUGUUCAUUAGCACUCUACUUGCUUAAUCCGGGAUCACACCUCCGCAU
Colletotrichum navitas is the source of this 2550-nucleotide messenger RNA. RefSeq lists its product as uncharacterized. The record is from RefSeq and is a predicted model, not a curated record. Lineage: Eukaryota; Fungi; Ascomycota; Sordariomycetes; Glomerellales; Glomerellaceae. The coding region runs from base 233 to 2224 and encodes 663 amino acids. The transcript has 3 exons. Gene Ontology annotation, biological process: protein homooligomerization.